UUUAACGUAGGUAUUCUAAAAAUAUUUUUUCCAAAGUCGAACCAUCAUUGUCGGAGUUUGAGGGAGAAAGGGCCUGUUUUGACAUCAAAGUGUUCAUCGCUAUCGUCCUCAUUCAUAUGCGCGCGCUGCGGGACGGAAAUUGUGGACCGACAAGUGCUGAAGGUGAAUGGAUUAACGUGGCAUCUGAAAUGUUUGCAGUGCUCGGUGUGCGCAGUGUCCUUGGGUCACCAUAACAGCUGCUUUAUCAGAAAUAAAGAGAUUUUCUGUAGAACGGAUUAUAACAGUACUUUCGGCAUAAAAUGUGUUCGAUGUAGCCAUCAAGUCAGUGCAAAUGACUGGGUUCGGAGGGCAGGAAAUGGCAUAUAUCAUCUUACCUGCUUCGCUUGCAUCUUCUGUAAAAGGCAGCUUUCUACAGGGGAGGAGUUCGGCUUGAUAGAGAACCAGGUUCUCUGUCGCAUUCACUACGACAUAAUGCUACUAAACCUGCAGCGCUUGUCAGACAAUGGAAAUGAUCUGUACGGAGCUAUACCCAUACAGUAUCUCCCAAAGCCGCCUAAAAGACCUCGUACAUCAUUUACUUCAGAACAGCUACAGAUUAUGCAAACCCACUUUAUCCAAGACAAGAAUCCUGAUGCACAGACUCUGCAGAGGCUGGCAGACAUGACUGGGCUGAGCAGAAGAGUCAUACAGGUUUGGUUUCAAAACUGUAGAGCCAGACAGAAGAGGAACCCACUUCAUGACAGCAUCUCUCCACGGGACAGAUACCAGACCUCUGCAAGGCCCUUUCUGUCAGAUAACCAGUACUUCUUGCCCUCAGAGACCUGAGACUCACUGAGACUGUCCACUAUUUCAGCAUCUGUGCUACUUGAUAUCUUUUGAUGUAUAAAAAUUUAUUUGGGGAGUAUUUGAUUUAAGUGCUGAUUGAAUACAUACUGUUUAAAAGUUUGGGUUCAGUAACAUUUUUUUUUUUUUUUUUACAAGAAAGUAUCACUUUAUUAUUUAGCAAAGAUGCAUUAUAUUGAUGUGACAGUAAAAAAGUGACAGUAAAGUGAUGUUAAUAAAAUGUUACGGAAGAUUUCUAUCAUAAAUAAAAUGCUUUUUUAUUCUU
Ctenopharyngodon idella (grass carp) is the source of this 1108-nucleotide messenger RNA. RefSeq names its product LIM homeobox 6b (gene lhx6b). The annotation marks the transcript as partial. Gene Ontology annotation, cellular component: nucleus. Lineage: Eukaryota; Metazoa; Chordata; Actinopteri; Cypriniformes; Xenocyprididae. The transcript is spliced from 6 exons. Gene Ontology annotation, biological process: regulation of transcription by RNA polymerase II; forebrain neuron development; neuron differentiation. Gene Ontology annotation, molecular function: DNA-binding transcription factor activity, RNA polymerase II-specific; RNA polymerase II transcription regulatory region sequence-specific DNA binding. The record is from RefSeq and is a predicted model, not a curated record.